UUCAAAAUACACGCUCAGGAUCUGACGUGAAAAAAGAACGAGUGCCCUGUGCUGCCAACUGCCAAACUCAUAGAAAGCACCGUUGUUACCUGUUUAAAGAAAAUUCACGCUGUCAGCUGCCAUCGAGCCUUGAGGUGGGCACAGUUUAGACCUUUGGCUUCUUAUUCCAAAGUAAUUUACCCAGCUGUGGUCCAAGCCCCAGGGUGGGCUGCCGGGGAGCUGACACCUGAGGAGCUGGGUUUCCUGGGCUUUCCAUCAGCCAUCUCUCCGUUAUUUCACCCAGAGGCUGCGGAGAGGCCAGAGGAAGGAAUUGGCCGUGGGAUAUGCAGGAUUCCGUGUUGCCUGGGCUCUGUCCGAGCUCUCUUGGAGACAAUUCAAAUGAUAAUUUCACGGAGGUGGGUUUAAUACCGGUGGAAAAAUGCUGGGAAUUUUCCAGUCACCUGUUUCCUCGGCGCCCCGGUGCCCCCUGCAUCUGUCCGUGCUGAACGCUAGAUGGGGCGUCAGACACAGGGUUUGGUCCAGGAUUUACAGGGAAGAACAGCUUUUUGCAGAGAAGUGAGUCACGUUCGAGAAAAACAGACGAGAGAGGGAGGGUGGACUCACAUCUGCAGAGCUGACCACUUGUGUUGUGAAACGUGAUUUCUUGGGAUACACAACAACCCCGCCACGUGGCUGAGCAGGGUUCACGGAGAGCAACUUCAGCGGGGGACUGAGAACAGCCAGAGGAAGAUGGAGAGUUUGGAUAAAGAAACGAGGCUGUUCAGCUGAGAUCUGCAGAUUCUCGUCUGUCCAUCUGAAUUAAAGGUGCAAGCAGGGUGCUUUGCUCACCUCACAGGCUUCAGCAGGAACGCCCAGGGAGUCAAGAGCCUGUCAUCCUUCUCUUGCAGCUGUUCCUGCCCCCUCUCCCAAGAUCGCCACGGGAUCCGAGUGCUGAGGCGACCGAGCGGCACCUUCCCCCAAAAUGAUGGAAAACGAAGUGUUUCUGUCAUUUACGUUCUACAGCACAAUUUUGAUCUUAAAAAUGUAUGUCGUUGCCAUCAUUACGGGACAAGUGAGACUCAGAAAGAAGGCGUUUGCAAACCCGGAGGACGCGCUGCGCAACGGGGGGCUGCAGUUCUGCCGCGAGGACCCCGACGUGGAGCGGUGCCGCAGGGCCCACCGCAAUGACAUGGAGAACAUCUUUCCCUUCCUCUUCCUCGGAGCCAUCUACUCCAUGCUGGACCCCAGUCCUGCAGUGGCCAGGAUUCACUUCCUCAUCUUCUGCGUGGGGCGCGUCGUGCACACCAUCGCCUACCUGCUGCGGCUGAAGGCGCCCGCGCGCUCCGUGGCCUACAGCGUGGCACAGCUGCCCUGCUUCUCCAUGGCCCUGCAGAUCCUCCUCGCCACCACCCCGUACUGGUAACAUCCCGAGAGACCGACCAGCCGAGCCCCCUCAUCCUGCACUCCGAUGGUUCCCCGGCGGGACGGGGUGCUGUGUGAGUGUGAGUGUGAACGUGUGUGUGUGUGUGUUUGUGUGUGUGUGUGUGUGUGGUAGGUUGCCAAGGAGGUCACCUGCAGCCUUGGUAAACUCCCUGUGCUGUUGAAAUUCGGCAGGGAAGUCGCCGGAGAGAAGGGACGUGUCUCCCUGUGGAGCAGGAAGGGAGUACAGAGUCAGGUUUCUCUCGCUCCUGCUGAGGGCAGGAGGGAGAAAGCACAUGAACUACCCCUCAAAGAGGGGGUUCGUUGAAGGAAAGGAGGUUUUCUGACUCAACUGUGUUCGGAACUGGGAAGGUGAAGAUGUGCCUUUUCCCCUUGGUCACAAAUAUCCCGUGAAUCAGGAAGGGAAAAUCAUGAGGGUCUCACAAAGUCUUUUGGUCAGCAGAGGUAGAAGAGGGGGUUAUAAAACAGCCGCCCUCCUCUUGCCCAGCCAUGUGGGUCUGUGGGGACGGAGUUCCCUUAGGUUCCCUCUCCCACAAGGAGAACAGGAGGCAGGUGCCUGCCAGACAGAGUAACAUGGAAGUCAAAACCUCCGGGGUGAUGUUGUGAAGACAUUGGAGUGUUCAGUGCUCCCAGAGCCACCUCGUCUCAUGCCAAGGGACACAGCUCCCUGCCAGGAGCCUCACUGCAGGCAGGAUCCUGCCUGUCCCUCAGCCAGCCUUCAGCAGCUCCCUGCCAGCAGCACCCGUGGCUUUUCCAUCUCAGUCUCAUCCCAGUAAGAUGCAGAGCAUCGUGCCUGGAACAGCCAGCAGGAACCACUUACCCUGCGGAGAACCGGACACAAAUCUCUGGGACUUCUGGAAAGACUAAAAUGCUCACACAAAACAGGGAGUUUGCAGACAGAGCUUUCUCCUGAGCGUGGUAUCUGUGUCCACAUGCCACUAAUGCCUGACUAUGCUCUCAAGGGCAGCAGACUGACUUUCUCCCCCUCUGUUUGUAGCCUUUCUCUGGCUGCAGAAUGGCCGCUGCUGUUUGGGGAAUGUGCCGUGACCGCUUUGGGGGUGUUUUCUUUCAGCUGUUUCCUGCUGUCCAGUGCUGCCACACCGUGUGCAGCCUGGACCAGCUGGGGUUUGCAGAAAGCUCUGGAAGCGAGCAAAGUGGCUUUGAAGAGUGUAUCGCUGCUCUGCAGUGUCACCUGAAAGUGUUGUGUUGGAGAGGAGAGACUGAGACCAGGGUGACAAACCCUCCUGAGCUCCUCUGUCCCCAGGUGCCAGGGACUGCAACAAUGGAGCAUCCCUGUGGAGGACAAGGCAGGAGGAAACCUCUGGUCUUCAUACCUCUCCCCCCUCUGAGGGCAACACAAAGCCUUACUAAGACCACAGGGGAAACCAGAAUAAGCAGAAAAUAAAGUCCCCUUCCACCUGCCCUACUCAUUAAGGCUGCACCCUUAACUCUGCUGUCCUGAGAGAUGCUCUUGCUGAGGCCUCACAGAGCACUGGUGACACACCUGCUCAGACUGAUGCUCAGCCCUUGCACAGCUCAGGUAGCAGCUUCUGUCCUGGUAAUUCCUGACCCCAGCACAGAGGCCAAGCUGUGUGGUGAGGUUUGGAGUGGAAUGCUCUGCUCUCCCACCACAUUAGGAAGUGGGCAGGUUCAGCAGUUUGCUCUUGUCCACCUCUCCCUCACAGCCUCAGCAGAUGUCUGGGUAACACAGACCCUGCUUAACAAGCCUUUUCUGCCUCACAUGGUCUCGAACCCCCUGUACAUUUCUCUGCUGCUGCACAUGCAUCCUGGUGGCAGGAAGCAAAUAUUCCCAAUAAAAACAAAUCAUUGUGCUCAGAUACAUCCUUCCUUUGGGAGCAGCAGAUGCAGCUGGGCAGCAGCUGGGUCCAACCCCAGCAGGAUGGAUCCCCAGCUGUAAAGCCCUUUGCUAAACCUCACUGCAGAGCCUGGAGUACCCUGGGACUCCUAAAGAGACAUCCCUUUCCUCUGGAGUCACCUCUCCUGCAGAGGAAUCCCUUUUCCAGGUGUGCAUUAUUUGUGCUGAUCCUUUAAAUUCAGCAGUAGCCCUGCUCAGUUUUCCUUCCCUGAGCAGCAGGUUGUUGCAAAGCUUGGUUGUUCACCUAAAAAUCCUGGAGAGCUUGAGAAGUUCAGGUAAGAUAUGGUUGCUCUCAUUUCUGUGCUUAUGACUUGCAAAGGAACUGCCUGUAUUUUCCAAGCUCAGCAGUCCCCUUUUUUUUGGCAGUAGGUUGCUGGGAAGCCAAUGCCUCAUUUCCCUGGUUUUCCCCUAUUUUCUUAAGUUGUUGGUGUUUGGAAGGUGCUGUCCUAUGUCUGUUGUAGCUGGAUAAAAUGGCUCCACUUUAUUGUUUUUUUUUUCCCCUCAUGCUUUUAGAUGUCAAAUAAGAAAGGCAGCAGCUUUAUAAAAUGGACUCUCUCCAGUACAUGUUGCUGUGGUUGGAGAUGUGGCUGGGACUGAGAUUUUGGCAUGGGAAGUAAGAAAUCAGGCUGCAGAACCCUCACCCAGCUCCUUCAGCCUCUUCUAGGCUGCCUGUUCAGUGCCUGAGGCUGAUGCUCUGCUCAGGGAAGUUGAGGUUACAUGCACAGCUCGGCUUUCUUCUUUUUUAUGAAAAAAAAAAUAAACCCUGCUGUACUGGCUGCAGGGAAAAGCUUGGGAAUGUGAACUCUCCUAGCUCCAAAAAAACAAACAGAAAAAGCCCACAAGGCAGACUUCAGAGAGGCCCAAGCAUUGUGCUUAUUUUGAAGCACAGUGGAGGUUUGUGGGAGGCAGGAUGGAGCCGGGCUCGGCUGCCUGGGCAGCACCAGCCCCAUCCCCAUCAAGGCUCUCCCAGGACAGGGUGAUCAGAGCUGCUGUUUUUCCCCUGGACACUUCCAGUGGUGUUCCCUGCAAGUGAUGAACUAAAGCAUCCCCUGCCUUUUUCCAAAUAAUAUCUAAAGCUCAGAGCUACUGGAUUCCUGCUCCAGCAUCAGCGUGGGCGAAGGAUGUGCCCAGGGUCUACCACAGCUCCAGGAGAGCAGGGACAGGGGUUGCAUCUACCCAGUCUGUGGGUUUUGGUGUGUGCAUUUUAUGUGCCAACUCGUUUUUCACACCUGGCUCAAACAGGAAAUGGCAACACUGAAACCCACCUGGGACUGCAGAACAACAGAGUUUGGUGCUUAAGUGGGUACAAAUUGAAAGAGAGAAAUUUAGGUUAGAUACUGUAGUAGGAAGAAAUUUUUUUACCAUGAGGGU
Messenger RNA from Manacus vitellinus (golden-collared manakin), 4666 nucleotides. It is a transcript of the gene PTGES, whose product is annotated as prostaglandin E synthase. NCBI's taxonomy places the organism in Eukaryota, Metazoa, Chordata, Aves, Passeriformes, Pipridae. The transcript has 5 exons. The record is from RefSeq and is a predicted model, not a curated record. Bases 962 to 1402 code for a protein of 146 amino acids. Gene Ontology annotation, biological process: prostaglandin biosynthetic process. Gene Ontology annotation, molecular function: prostaglandin-E synthase activity. Gene Ontology annotation, cellular component: membrane.